AGCUUUGCCAGGUUUAGAACAACCUGUGUUUUGUUGCACCAACCAGGUGCUGUAGUGCGACCCGACCUGAGAGAUGACGUAUCCUAAGGUCGAGCCCUACAAGAUCGACGUCAAGAACACUUUCUUGCAGUUCUCAACACCGAAGGAGGAGCAAGUGCGGAGGGCUGCUUCGUGCCCACCGCGCCACUGCCUCACGCACAGACUGAGGGAGGACUGCCGAAAGAAUGACGAGGACACUGUCAGCACUGCGGCCUCCGUCCGGGAAGAGGACGCUCUCACCAACAGCGACCUCUCGGAACUCGGUGCACCUUUGCGCAGGGACGGUGAGGACAGUGCGCAGAAGAAGAUCAACAAGGAGCUGAUGACUGCCGCGAAGCGUCACACCUCCAAGCUCCUGGAGGUGGUGAGCAAGCACAUGAGUCAGAUGAACGCGGUGAACUUGGCGACUGCCUUCCACCGCAUCGCACGCAACCAGGACAUGGGCAUGAAAGCAACCCAGAGCACAGUGUUCAAGUCCAUGUUGGAGAUCGUCGAAGACAUGGCCCUCCACGAGCAGGAGCACUUCGAUGGGCGCAUGCCCGCGAAGUGCUGCACCAUCAUCGCCUGGUCCUGCGCUUCCCUGCACAUCUUCCCGCCCAACCUGUUCUCGAGCAUGGCCAAAGUCGCAGCACGGGACCUGACACGCUGCGAGACAUUUGAGGUGACCAACUUGCUCUGGGCCUUUGCGCAGCUGCAGAAGCUGCGGCCCGAGACCGCCCUGCACCUCAGCGAAGAGCUCUUGCAGCUCCUGGACGCGGUGGCUGCCACCUUGUCCCGUCAGCCCUUGCGCAACCUCAAGGCCACGGUCCUCAUCUCUGCUCUGGUGUCGGUGGCCAACUUCCCGCGAAGCAGGUCGCUGGCCUCGCAGUGGCUUUUCACCAACACCAGCCAAGAGUUGGCGCUGCGCUGGCCAGAGUUGAGCCUCGAGAACAAGAAUCAGAUAACGCUGGCAUUCCAGCUCACCAAGGCGAAGCACGUGCAAUUGUACCAGACGGUCGUCACAUCUUUGAACCCAGACAUGUCUGCAUUUGUCUGCCAGGCGACUCGGAGGCCGAAGACCCGCGCGAGGUAGAUAGCGGUGGACAUUGCGAGCCGCUACCACGAUUGAGUUUCGGACCUGGAUGGGGCACGUAUUAAGCGGAAGCGGGGAACGCCCUCCACUUUGUUCGUUGUGUGUGGGAGA
Molecule: messenger RNA, 1222 nt
Organism: Effrenium voratum
Lineage: Eukaryota; Dinophyceae; Suessiales; Symbiodiniaceae
Source: the annotation of a GenBank genome assembly